This is a messenger RNA of Paramuricea clavata, 2345 nucleotides long. The record is from the annotation of a GenBank genome assembly. Lineage: Eukaryota; Metazoa; Cnidaria; Anthozoa; Malacalcyonacea; Plexauridae.
CAAAUAUGGCUGACAAUUCUAGUAGCAUUUUGAGUCACCCAGAAAUAUUAUCGGUAGAAAAACUUAAAGAUAUUUUAUCUUGUCGAGGAAUACCCGACAAAGCUAUUGUUGAUAAAGACAAGAAUGGGUUGGUGCAACUAUUUCAUCGUUUUAUUGUCCCUCUGCCGCAGAGAACGACAAGAAAUACAAGGCGAGCAAAUCGACUCAAAAUAAAGAGGGUUACUAGCCCAGCUGGUGCCAGGGAAUACAGCUGUCGAGGAAUUAAACGGUAUGCAGUUAUAGCUGCUUAUAUGGAAACUGUAUUACCAGUUUAGUAUGUCAACUUUUGUAAAUCAUGCUAAGGCAAGAAUUUGUUUAGUUGUUUUGUAUGUCAUAGUAUAAAAAAAUGGGCUAAGCAAAUCUGCAAAUGCUUUACUAUCUGACAAAAUCAAUAUGUCUCCACUACCCCCAAGGUAUUCAUCAGAUAUUGAAGUAUUUUGUGCACCAAGGACAGCCCAGGUUGUUUUAAAAUGCUACUAAUCUCAAAUAUGAUUUUUGCCAUACGAAACAUUUGGAUUAUUCUAAGAAGAUUCAAUGUAAUUUUAUCUCUAUAGUAAAGAAGCUUGUCUUGAUUUUCUUUUUGGCUGAAUCGGCUCUCAAUAUGAUGUCAUUUGAGGAAUUUCAGGCGCCGAAAACAAGAGAAAACUAAUUUGCAAUUCCCCAAAUGACAUCACAACAGGAACGUUUAGAGUCAAAAAGUUUAUUAAGAUGUAUGUUUUUACUAUAAAGAUAUCUUACAUUUCUUCUUAAAAUCACCCAACUAUUACACAUACCAAAAAUCAUAUUUGGCAUUAAUCGCAGUUUAAGUGUAAUGGACAGUCCUUAUCUGAUAGUUUUUGGUUAUAGAAAGAGCAACUCAUCAGAUACAGAUCAAACAGUGCCAACCAAAGAAGAUUGCAACAUUUCACAUGACAAGCAGUCGAGCAUCAGUCCAACGACAGAAUGUGCCAAUAAAAUAAUAAGCUUGCGUAUGAACUGUCAAAUGUCGAAACCUCUCAAAUUAAACAGAGAUUGUUUACUACAUGAUCCCAAACAAAAUAAUUCUGUAACAAAGUCGAAGAUUGUAAAUUACGCAAGACAAAGCAAAGUUUCGGAAACAACAAAACGUGAAUGUUCAAAGGUUAGUGACAGUUCUCAAAAGGUUUCAUUGUGUUGCUUUCAUUUUUGAAAUUGAAGAGAUGAUCAGUUAUUAAUUUGUUAUUAUUCAACUGAUCCCGGCAACGCUGUCGAUUUCCAAGAUCCUGGUAGUAAUAUAAUUAUGCUCUAUUGAUGGUGGUCCCCAAUAGAUUAUUCUUCUGUAUGUAGUUGUUGCUUAUUGUUCCUGGUAGUAAUAUAAUUAUGCUCUGUUGAUGGUGGUCCCCAAUAGAUUAUUCUUCUGUAGUUGUAGCUCCAAAAACUGAAGUUGUGUUUGUAAUUUCAGGCAAUUAUAUCUUGUACAUAACGUUUAUUAAUGUUUUCAUCCAGAUAUCAAACAAGAACAGCUCACAAAGCAUUCAAGAGAGAGACAAACAGGACAUGCCAAAGAAGUUUAAAAGAAUCACUGUGACUUGGCCCUGACGCUUCUUUCAAUAACCUACACCCGAGUUGUUAGCGUAGUUGAUAACACCAUUACAGCUAGUAACCAUCAAUGCUGUUGUUUAAUUCCCAAUUUGCAGCAUCUUUCCUCAGAGUUACAACCAGAUUUCAUCAAAACACCUUCAUGAAACUCGCACUAGUCUGCCAAGUCUAAACUGAUGGAACAAGAAUGAGUUAAUUUGAAAGUUGUGUUGCCUGAGAGUUUUCUCAACUGUCACCAAAGGACAACAAGAAUUGUAUGAGAGAUGGUUAGAUAUUACCGAGCAUGGGGCAAAGACCUUAGUCAAAAUUUAAACCAACUCAAGAUUGUUUAGAGGCAAUGAGAGUUGGCAUUCAAAUGUGAGCGAGAGUUGCAAUUGUCAACCAUGCAAUAAUUCUGAGUAUAGGAUAGUUUUUAAUGUAUAGGAGUAAUUUUUAAUGUAAUGUGACAUUAGUUGAUGCCAAUGGAUAAUGGUUGACAAAAAUGAACAAUAAGGGACAAUAGUAAAUGUAAUGGGAAAUGGGUAUGUGUUGUCACAUGGGUAUAAAGAUGGACUUUCAAAAAAAAUGUAAUCUUAUUUAUAUUCUGAAUUCAGUCUAUGUGCUGUCCAACUUGAAUACAAUGAAAAGGAGAGUUUUAGCACAAUACAGUACACAAUAAAAAGCUUCAUUUUCGUGAUUGAGACGUGGCCUUUCACUCAUGUCAGAUACACAAAAACGAGGCUCUAUAGACAAAGUUACAUAGUUUCCGG